This is a messenger RNA of Fragaria vesca subsp. vesca, 2775 nucleotides long. RefSeq lists its product as uncharacterized. Gene Ontology annotation, molecular function: calcium-activated cation channel activity. NCBI's taxonomy places the organism in Eukaryota, Viridiplantae, Streptophyta, Magnoliopsida, Rosales, Rosaceae. Gene Ontology annotation, cellular component: plasma membrane. Bases 1 to 2502 code for a protein of 833 amino acids. The transcript has 11 exons. The record is from RefSeq and is a predicted model, not a curated record.
AUGGCAACUCUUGGGGAUAUUGGGGUCUCUGCAUUCAUCAACAUAGUUGGUGCUAUAACCUUUCUUCUGGCCUUUGCUUUUCUGAGAAUUCAGCCCGUGAAUGACAGGGUCUACUUUCCCAAAUGGUACCUCAGUGGGCAGAGAACCAGCCCAAGUAGAGGGUCUGGCAACGUUGUGGGCAAGUUUGUCAAUCUCAAUUGCUGGACUUACUUCACUUUCUUGAAUUGGAUGCCUCAAGCCUUGAGAAUGACCGAGGCUGAGAUCAUCAACCAUGCUGGCCUUGACUCUGCUGCUUUUCUCAGAAUUUACAUUUUGGGGUUGAAGAUUUUUGUUCCAAUGACAGUCCUAGCACUUCUUAUUCUUAUUCCAGUCAAUGUGUCGAGCGGUACCUUAUUUUUCCUAAAGAAAGAGUUGGUUUUAAGUGACAUCGAUAGACUCUCUAUAUCAAAUGUGCGCCCCAAGUCAAUAAGGUUUUUUUACCACAUAGGACUGGAAUACUUGUUCACAUUCUGGACUUGUUACAUUUUAUACAAGGAGUAUAACUAUGUAGCAUCAAUGAGGUUGAAAUUCUUAGCCUCGCAGCGCAGGCGUGCAGAACAGUUCACGGUAGUCGUUAGAAACAUACCACAUGUCUCUGGUCGUUCAAUAUCAGACACUGUAGACCAAUACUUCAAAAGAAACCACCCUAAUGAGUAUCUUUGCCACCAGGCAGUCUACAAUGCAAACAAAUUUGCCAGACUUGUGAGACAACGAGAUCGGGUCCAAAACUGGCUAGACUAUUACCAGCUUAAGUAUGAAAGACAUCCAAACAAAAAGCCAACGACAAAGACAGGAUGUUUGGGACUUUGCGGUAAAAGGGUUGAUGCCAUCGAGUACUACAAGCAACAGAUUAUGGCAUUUGAUAAAAGAAUGGCACUGGAACAAGAAAAGAUUCUCAAAGACUCCAAAUCACUUUUGCCAGUUGCUUUUGUAUCAUUUAGAUCACGUUGGGGAGCUGCUGUGUGUGCACAGACAACACAAAGCAAGAAUCCUACACUGUGGUUGACAAAUUGGGCCCCUGAACCCCGCGAUAUUUACUGGCGUAAUUUGGCUAUACCAUUUGUUUCCUUAAGCAUCCGAAAACUUGUAAUAUCACUAUCCGUGUUUGCUUUGGUGUUCUUCUACAUGAUACCCAUAGCCUUUGUGCAGUCCCUUGCAAAUUUAGAGGGUCUGGAAAGAGUUGCUCCUUUCCUCAGGCCAGUAAUAGAAUUGAAAUUCAUCAAGUCAUUUCUACAGGGUUUUCUUCCUGGUCUUGCCCUUAAAAUAUUUUUAUACAUUCUCCCAGCAGUAUUGAUGAUCAUGUCAAAAAUUGAGGGGCAUAUAGCAUUAUCAACCCUCGAACGGAGAACAGCAGCAAAAUACUAUUACUUUAUGUUAGUCAACGUAUUCUUGGGAAGCAUAGUGACUGGAACGGCUUUUCAGCAACUGCAUGCUUUCCUCCACCAAUCACCUACCCAGAUUCCAAGAAACAUCGGAGAGACUAUACCAUCAAAGGCUACUUUCUUUAUUACUUAUAUUAUGGUCGAUGGGUGGGCGGCAGUUGCUGGUGAGAUUCUCCGUUUGAAGCCAUUGGUUAUAUUUCAUCUUAAGAACAUGUUCUUGGUAAAAACUGAGAGAGAUAGGGAGAAGGCAACAAACCCCGGUAGUGUGGAUUUUCCAGAGACUCUCCCAAGUCUUCAACUAUACUUCCUUCUCGGGAUUGUGUAUGCUGUGGUUACUCCAAUCCUGCUGCCUUUUAUACUAGUCUUCUUUGCUUUUGCAUACUUAGUCUACCGGCAUCAGAUAAUCAAUGUCUACGAUCAACAAUAUGAAAGUGCUGCUGCAUUUUGGCCACAUGUUCACAGCCGCAUCAUAGCAAGCUUGUUGAUAUCUCAACUACUCUUGAUGGGUUUACUAAGCACAAAAAAGGCUGCUAAUUCUACCCCAUUUCUUGUUGCUCUACCAAUAUUAACAUUAUCAUUCCACAAAUAUUGCAAGUAUCGUUUUGAACCUGCAUUCAGAAAGUAUCCACUUGAGGAAGCCAUGGAAAAAGACGAAUUGGACAAAACUACGGAACCUGACAUAAAUUUAAAAUCAUACUUGGCUGAUGCGUACUUGCACCCUAUUUUCCGGUCUUUUGAGGAACAACAUGAGUCUGUUAAAGUUAGAGUUGACAAACAGCAAACUCAUAUUGCUGCUCCCAUUACAAGUGAACUCAGUUCCCCCUCUCCACCACAUCAUGUCAGUGCCCCAUCUCCACCCCAGAAUGUCCAUCAUAUCCCAUCCCAAUACGCCUAUUAUCAGUCCUCUCCACCCCAAUACUCGUAUACUUCGAACUCUCCGCCUAAUUAUGUGUAUCAUUCAACCUCACCGCCACAUUAUUCCUACCAUAAUGAAGAACUGCAAUCCCAUUACACUUACCAUAAUGAAGAUCGCCCGCCCCAUUAUGGCAGUCAUUAUGGCUACCAUAACGAAGAACUGUGACCAUUAAGUUGCUGGUAUGCUUACAAGAACUUCUAACCAUGUUAUCUUCUUUUCGUAGCUACUUACUGCUGCCCGUUUAGUUCAUUUGCCUUGUAUGUAUGUUUCAUUAAUGCUAAUGUAGUUUGGUUGUGGAAAUGAUACUGAAUGCCAUUUUUUUUUUUUGCUGAAAACAGAAGAAAAGUUAGCAGAUAUAUUAUGCACAACUUUUAAGCUUGGCUUAUUUCUCUCUCUUUAAUUGAUAAUCAGAUUGUCGUUCAAGACCCUGCAGGUCAA